AUGAACGGGAGACACCACCGCCACAAAUCUUCCGCCACCUCAAAGCCGCAACAAUACCACCGUGCCAAAUCGAAUUUCCGCUACGUCAAGAAAUCCGAACUUAGUUCUUCAUCCAACUCUCUCGCGGAUGAAGAAAGAGUUUCCCCUGAAGAUGUUGAUGUCAACGGCAAUAGCAGUAACAGUAACAACACUGCCGGUGACGUGGCUAGCUCAAGCACGACGAAAGAAGGCGGUGAUGACCAUGAUAUUGAUCUUAUUAUCGAUAAUAGGCUUGAUAAGUUGCUAAGUGAUAUUCAACAACCUGAGUUGUCCAUUGAAGAGAUCACAAUCAAUGAUCAAUUGCAGCAAGAUGAGUUACUUGUGGUGGAGUCAAUUUAUGGAGAAAAUGUUUUCAGCCUUGAUACAUGGAAAGGCUUGCGUUGUUUUCAGAUACACAUAAACAUUGAUACUUUGGAUGAAAUAGGCAUUACUGCUAAGAUGAACUCUGUGAGUGAAGUUGAAACUAUAAGCAGCAAUUCAGAUGACUUUUUAUACUCUUUCAAAGUUCAAUACCUUCCACCGAUUGUUUUGACGUGUUUAUUACCUAAGUCAACAGCAAGGGCAGGAAGUGAUUUACCAUUGGACUCACGCGUGGUUUCCGGAAUUGGAUGCAUUGAUGCUGAUAUUCCUUUUUUACAAAGCUACAAUAAUGAGAGACGCCAUCAGAACUUCCUUAAGGAAUUGCAUGAAUGUUGCAUUUGCUAUAGUGAAUAUCCAGGUACCGAAUUCGUCCAAUUACCAUGUAAACAUUUUUUUUGCCGCAAAUGCGUGCAGACCUUUACCCAAAUUCACGUAAAAGAAGGGAACAUUAGUAAUCUUCAAUGUCUGGAUGCAAAAUGCAAGGACAUGAUUCCACCUAGCCUUUUAAAACGUUUUCUUGGCGACGAAGAUUACAAACGUUGGGAAUCAGUGAUGUUAGAGAAAACACUUGCAUCGAUGUCCGAUGUUGUUUAUUGUUCGAGAUGCGAAACACCCUGUAUCGAGGACGAAGACCAACAUGCUCAGUGCCCAAAAUGCUUUUUUAGCUUUUGUACUCUUUGUAGAGAACGACGCCAUGUUGGCAUAGAAUGCAUGACACUAGAUAUGAAGCUUCAGCUUCUGCAGGAUCGGCAAAAUUCAUCCCAAUUAAAGGGAAAUCAAAGGCGUCUUGAACUUGAAAAAAUCAAUGAAAUGCUCAGUGAGAGAGAAAUUCGCCGUGAUUCCAAGUUUUGCCCGUCUUGUGACAUGGCGAUUUCUCGAACUGAAGGUUGUAAUAAAAUGAAGUGCGGUAAUUGUGAACAAUACUUCUGCUACCGCUGCAACCAAGCACUUGAUGCAUCAGAUCCAUAUGGACAUUUCAGGGACGGGUCGUGUGAACUGUUCCCACGAGAAAUGAUUGAUAACUGGCAAGUACAAGCACGUGUAAAUCCUCUCCAGGAAAUACAACAAGUGCAUGCUGAACUCUUUCACCUCGGUGGCUCAGCAUGUCCUAGUUGUCGUCAAUUUAAUGUAAAGAUUGGAAACAAUAAUCACAUGUUAUGUUGGGCAUGCCAAAGCCAUUACUGCUACUUAUGCAACGGAGUUGUCAGGCGCGGCACAAAGCAUUAUGGACCGAAAGGUUGCAAACAGCACAGUGAGGGAUAG
This is a messenger RNA of Vicia faba (fava bean), 1662 nucleotides long. The record is from the annotation of a GenBank genome assembly. NCBI's taxonomy places the organism in Eukaryota, Viridiplantae, Streptophyta, Magnoliopsida, Fabales, Fabaceae.